Molecule: messenger RNA, 1593 nt
Organism: Debaryomyces hansenii CBS767
Lineage: Eukaryota; Fungi; Ascomycota; Pichiomycetes; Serinales; Debaryomycetaceae
Gene: MET3
Product: sulfate adenylyltransferase
Exons: 1
Coding region: 1-1593 (530 amino acids)
Biological process (GO): sulfur amino acid metabolic process
Cellular component (GO): cytoplasm
Molecular function (GO): sulfate adenylyltransferase (ATP) activity
Source: RefSeq, a predicted model, not a curated record
AUGCCUAUUCCAGCUCCCCACGGUGGUAAAUUACAAGACUUGGUCAUUCGUGACAGUUCUAUCAGAUCCGAUUUGUUCAAAGAAAUCGCUGAUAAGAAAUAUAAGACCUUAACUUUAAGUCCAAGACAGUUAUGUGACUUGGAACUUAUCUUGAACGGUGGUUUCUCUCCAUUGACUGGAUUCUUGAAUGAAGAAGAUUAUAACAGCGUUGUCCACGACAUGAGAUUAUCGAGCGUCAAGAAUGAAAAAAAUGGUAAAGGCUUGUUAUGGUCAAUGCCUAUCACUUUAGAUGUUGGUCAGGAAUUUGCUGGCAAACUCUCGAAAGGUGAAAAAAUUGUGUUAAAGGAUUUAAGAGAUGAAAAGCCUUUAGCUUUGUUGACUGUUGAAACUGUUUACAAGCCAAAUAAGCAAACCGAGGCUGAAAAGGUUUUCAGAGGAGACCCUGAACAUCCUGCUAUUAAGUACUUAUUUGAAACUGCCCAAGAAUUCUAUGUUGGUGGUUCUAUCCAAGGGUUAGAUUAUCCAACCCAUUACGAUUACAUUCCAUUCCGUAAAACUCCAACUGAAUUAAGAGAAGAAUUCUCAAAGUUAGGAUGGGACCAACAAAAGGUUGUUGCUUUCCAAACUAGAAACCCAAUGCACAGGGCCCACAGAGAAUUAACUGUUCGUGCUGCCAAUGACCUUGGUAGUGAUGGACAUAUUUUAAUUCAUCCAGUUGUUGGUUUAACAAAGCCUGGUGACAUUGACCAUCAUACUAGAGUUAGGGUUUACCAGCAAAUCUUGAAGAAAUAUCCAGAUGGUUUAGCCACCUUAUCCUUGUUGCCAUUGGCUAUGAGAAUGGGUGGUGAUCGUGAAGCUAUGUGGCAUAGUUUAAUUCGUAUGAACUAUGGUGUCGAUCACUUUAUUGUCGGUAGAGACCACGCUGGUCCUGGUUCCAACUCUAAGGGUGUUGACUUCUAUGGUCCAUAUGACGCGCAAGAAUUAUUAGCCAAAUAUAAGGAUGAAUUAGAACCAAAAAUCAAGGUUGUUCCCUUUAGAAUGGUCACUUAUUUACCUGAUGAAGAUAGAUAUGCUCCAAUUGAUACAAUUGACACUUCUAAAGUAAAUACUGCUAACAUUUCUGGAACUGAAUUAAGACAACGUUUAAGAGAUGGUACCGAGAUCCCAGGCUGGUUCUCUUAUCCUGAAGUUGUGAAAGUCUUAAGAGAAAGUAACCCUCCAAGAUCUAAACAGGGUUUCGCUAUUGUUAUUGAUUCGUCUGAUUCGAAACAAGGUGAAUACUUAUCUUUCGCGUUACAAUCUACCUUGAACCAAUUUUCAGGUGAGCGUCGUAUCACUAAGUUAUCUAGUGAACAAGCUACUCCUUUCAUCGUUAAUGAAUUAGUUAAAUCUGGAUCUGGUGUUAUAGUACCAACCAAAUCAAACCAAUCUGAUAUUAUCAAGGCGGUCGGAAGUGGAAACUCUAUUAUUGUCAAUUUCAAUGGCGAGCAAAAUGCUGACCAAGGAAUAUUCUCUUUGAAGGAAGAUUUGACCUCUGUUAUCGGCGAAAUAGUUGAGUAUUUAGUCUCUCAAGGUUUUUACCAACAAUCCUAG